This is a messenger RNA of Volvox carteri f. nagariensis, 1811 nucleotides long. RefSeq lists its product as uncharacterized. The transcript has 5 exons. NCBI's taxonomy places the organism in Eukaryota, Viridiplantae, Chlorophyta, Chlorophyceae, Chlamydomonadales, Volvocaceae. The record is from RefSeq and is a predicted model, not a curated record. Bases 1 to 1134 code for a protein of 377 amino acids.
AUGACUUAUGAUUCCUCAAGGCUUUAUGUGGAUCAGAGGGCCCUCACCCGGAUGACUUCUUACCUCUCCAUCCAGAAUGACACAGAUAUCACGUUUGCCAUCAAAUUGGGAAAAGACAUGGAAGCCGAGAAGUGGGCCAGAAUCUUCACGACGGUGACGGAUAAAGCAAGCAGUGUCGAAGGGCUCCAAGAACCUAUAGGCGUUUCGAUGGAUGCGCUGGCUAGUCUUGCAGAGAUGGCUGCUGUCGCACCAGGCACUGACAGUGCAUUUCGUACCAAAGCAUCGUCCUAUAUUGCCAUGCAAAUUACCAAGCAUGUCAAAAAGGUUGCUAACAUGCAGCUGCUCGAACCAGGCAAUAAUUGGCGUUCUGACCCCAUGAAAUGUGGAGAGUGGCUGAUAUGCCACUGCUUUGCGGCCCGGGUCAAUCCCAAAGAUUCCAGCCAGGUCCUGAUAGGCUCCGUGUACAUGAGGCCAAUCAACAGUGGUGAAACAUACACGUCCAUAAAUAAGUACAACAUCUCCGAUUGGGUCGCCAAGGAUGGCUGGGUGGAUGUGAGAUCCAUUGUUCUCCCGCCAGAAGUCAUCCAAAUACAGACUCUACACCGUGGCGGCACGAUUCAAUCUGGGGAGUCCAGUGGCGCCUCUCGGGACAACGUGCUGCCUCGUGGCUCGGGCGCCCCCAGGUCUCCGCCGUCGAGCAGCGGUGUCAUGCUCAGGAUGCCACAGCCGAACCCCGGAGUGCACAGGGUGCCGGUGUCGCCCCAAGAUCAGACAUAUCGCAGUGGCAGCGGUGGUGGUGACAACAUGACCCGCCUGCGUGUGUGGUCCACACACACAGGUGCACACGGACCUAGGUACCAGCAAGGAUAUUUCAGUGUGUACCUGGAGCACGUGAGUGGACCCGUCGCCAUCCGUUCCGCAGUCGUCGACUACAACCACGACACGUUUGAACCCCGGGAGCUGGAGAUGUGGUUCGAAGGUCACCGAUGGAUGGUGUCGCGCCUGUCUUGGGGCCUCACCAACGUGAUCAUCAAAGUGACAUUCGAGAACAACAUGUGCCAUGAAUUCCACCACGACUGCUUUAAUUUGCCAAAUGGUGCCAGGGCCGAGUUCGCUUUCAAGAUGCGCCCGUAAUGUGCGUGCAUUCACAACUGCUCCUUAUAUUGAACUAAGGAACCAUGCAUGUUGGAUAUGGCGCACACAUGCGCACACACCAAGUGCCAGCGCUCGAGCGGUAGAUGUGGGUUCGAAACCCACCGAUGGUCCCCCGAAUGUAAUAGGUCGGAGUGUAGUGGGCAAGAUUAAGUGGUCAGGCGGCAGCCUUGGAGGAGCUGCUCUGGAGCCAAGACCUGGCUUUAAAUAAGAGGCAAAUACGCCUGGCAGAAACUAACAGCACCAUAAGGAGUGUUGGAUUGGAGGCAUGGGGAGUAGCUAGCCCCUGGGCCACUGAGUUAUCAGAUGGUUAAAAGGAUUUCAGGAUGGAAGCGCUCCUGUGUUGAUUAGAGUAAACGGGUGCUGGUGUGUGCGCCUUGUGGUAGAUAUUCUGCGUGGCUGUAGAGCAUGCGUCUGGUGGCAUGGGGGCUGUUGGCACCUGGGCUAGCUGAGCUGGCAAAUGGACUUUCAGGUGAACGCAGUUCUGCGAUGAUUAAGGUUGGCGGUGAGCAUCAGCAUGGGCUGGUGCAGUGUAUGGACAAUGUGGUACACCCCUCCUCAAGCGAGGAGUGCUUCGGUGGUCGUUCCCGUUGGGGUACGGUUAGGUGCCCCUGGCCAGUGUCAGGCCCGGAUCGAUAUGUAACAACCAACAUGUGUGC